This is a messenger RNA of Penicillium nucicola, 1344 nucleotides long. RefSeq names its product GYF domain-containing protein. Gene Ontology annotation, cellular component: U5 snRNP. The record is from RefSeq and is a predicted model, not a curated record. Bases 1 to 1344 code for a protein of 447 amino acids. The transcript has a single exon. Gene Ontology annotation, molecular function: protein binding. Lineage: Eukaryota; Fungi; Ascomycota; Eurotiomycetes; Eurotiales; Aspergillaceae.
AUGUCUGGCUCACUACCACACCACAAACGCGCCGGUGAGGAUUUGGACCACUCUCAGUACAAUGCCGCCGGCGAGGAAGCUUCAGACAACAAAAAGCCACGCUUCGACCUACGCAACCCCUCAUCCCUGGCUGCGGAUGCCCAAGAAGAUGAUGCCAUCCUAGACGCCGAUGAAAUUGGCCGGCGUGGCCAGCAAAUACGACGCAAAGCGGUCAAUCUCGACGGGUACGACUCGGACAGCGACAACGAAGGUUUCUCUGGCCGCGGGGAAGAAAAAUCAAAGCGCAAAGAAGAGAAGCAAGAUGCUGACGAUGACGAUAUGUUUGCCGAGCUUCAAGAAGACUUCGGUGAGGAGGAAGUGGACGGUGACGAAGUCUUGAACAAAAACAAGAAGAACGUUCGUUUCCUGCGGGAUGACGAGAUUGAGGGACAGGUUGCUUCUUCAAAGGGUGGAGGGGCUCUCAAUGUGGAUCUGAGCAAGGGCGCAGAUCAAAUGCCCGACGACAACGAGUCCAGUGACAGCGAAGUCGGAGAGGAAGAACGCGCGCGGGUCGACGAAGAUGUCGAUGAGGAACUUGGCGCUGGCGCGAAGAAAAAGCAUGCGCCUCUACUUGAUGCCUUCAACAUGCAAAAUGAACAGGAGGAAGGUCGGUUCGACGACCAAGGCAACUAUGUUCGCAAGGCAGCAGAUGCAGACGCAAAAUACGACAACUGGCUGAAUGACGUAUCGAAGAAAGAUAUCAGAGCAGCUAAAGCGGCAGCCGAAAAGCGCGAGGAAGAACGCAAAGAAAAAGAUCGAAUGGACGACAGCAUCUUGACAUCGGAUGUCCUUAAGACUAUUAUCACACAUCUUGAUCGUGGUGAAACGACACUUGAAGCAUUGGCCCGACUAGGCAAAGGCCUUCACCGGAAACCUAAGUGGCAAAACAAGAAGAACAAGAAAAAGGAUGUGACUGAAGAUACUGAAAUGGCGGACGAAAACCCCGAAGAAGUGGCCCGAAAGCAGGCCAUUGAUGCUAUCACUGGCGCCGCCGAUAUCUUGAUGGGCCGAGGCCAGGUCGACAUCUAUGACACCGAACGUGAAAUGCUUACUCGUCAAUACCGCAAUGAGACCGGGGAACAAUGGGUUGAGCCUCCCUCCAAAUCAGGAAAUGGAGAGACAGAGCAAGGGCCCGCCAUGUGGGAGUAUCGCUGGUCUGACGCUCGAGACGGAGGCGAAGCCCAUGGCCCAUAUGAUAGCGCUAUGAUGGACGCAUGGAACAGUGCAGGCUACUUUGGCGAAGGCGUCGAGUUCCGCAGAGUCGGCGAUGCAGGGCCGUGGAGCAACAGUGUUACCUUUGUCUGA